AUGUUGAAGCUUUGGAGAUGGUACCAGCGAUGCCUAACGGUACAUCCUGUGAAAACUCAGGUCAUCAGUUCCGGCUUUCUUUGGGGAUUUGGCGAUGUCACCGCUCAAUACAUCACUCAUUCCACUGCCAAAACUCGUCUUCUUAGUCUCACCGACACAGAUAAAGAUAGAGACGCAGAUGCAGAAUUCAAGGUCAACUGGAAGCGAGUAGCUAUCACCAGCAUGUUUGGGUUUGGUUUUGUCGGACCUGUUGGCCACUUCUGGUACGAAGGCCUGGAUAAAUUCAUAAAACUGAAGCUUCGAUAUGCACCAAAGUCAACACGGUUUGUGGCUGCAAAAGUUGCAAUGGAUGGUAUUAUCUUUGGCCCCAUUGAUCUACUGGUGUUCUUCACAUACAUGGGAUUCGCCACAGGCAAGAACACGUCUGAAGUGAAAGAAGGACUCAAGAGGGAUUUUCUUCCGGCUUUAGCUCUUGAAGGCGGAGCAUGGCCGCUUCUUCAGAUUGCAAACUUCAGAUACGUCCCCGUGCAAUACCAGCUGCUUUACGUCAACAUAUUUUGCCUAAUAGACAGUGCUUUUCUCUCAUGGGUCGAGCAACAGAAGGAUGCAGCUUGGAAGCAAUGGUUUACCACUUCAUUUCAAACGCUGAAAGAGCGAGGUGGCACAGGUGGAGUAUGA
This is a messenger RNA of Arabis nemorensis, 678 nucleotides long. Lineage: Eukaryota; Viridiplantae; Streptophyta; Magnoliopsida; Brassicales; Brassicaceae. The record is from the annotation of a GenBank genome assembly.